Messenger RNA from Paraphaeosphaeria sporulosa, 890 nucleotides. RefSeq lists its product as uncharacterized. The record is from RefSeq and is a predicted model, not a curated record. The transcript has a single exon. NCBI's taxonomy places the organism in Eukaryota, Fungi, Ascomycota, Dothideomycetes, Pleosporales, Didymosphaeriaceae. Bases 269 to 757 code for a protein of 162 amino acids.
CAGGACCCCGCUCUACGGGGGACGUUCACUACCUUUUCGGACAUAACGGAGAGGGAUCUGCUACGGACGUGUAGCAAGAUAUGCGCGUCUUGUAUCAGCCAUAGCGCCUGUUACGCUCAUCUCUCAAUACCGUACGUUGAUGGUGUCGUUAGUCACUGGACGGUAUCCAGUUUCCCUGGUGGGCUUGACGGCCAAAUCCAUGAAGAUGCGACCCACGGCGUUUCGUCAUCGAGGCAGAUGACUUCGAUGUAGGGAUUCCAGCCGCACAAUGCAUGAAAGCUCCCCACAUCACAUCGUCACCGUUCGACGUUUGUCUACGCGAGUUGUCAAGCCUAUGGCCGCGAGCGUGGAGCAAGGCAGGGCGCUUACGGCGUCCUCCGUCAUCGCGGAAGGCAAGAAGAGGCGCACCUCACGCCGAGAUGAUGCCCUGCAUGGCCUGCUGACCGAUUCUGCAACCCCUCGAGCUCGCCCGCAUUGGCUGGCAUUCCUCCGCUGUCAAGAUCUGUCGGCCGUCACCGAGGAAUGGAAGCAUGCGUCGAUACGUGUUGUGCUAGGGGAUUGGGAAUGCGGAGAGCAUGGCACGCAUGUAACCUUCCAACAGUGUUCCAAACCCAGGUCUGAGCAUCACGGCGGCGCGAGGGAACAAGAAUCCAGCGUCUGCGGGGUAAAAGUGGGCAUCUGCGAUUGGCUUUCGUCAUGGUUCGGCCGUUGCAGCGCAGGAGCAGGCAUGCGAGCGCACGGAUGGCGCUGGGCAUGAAAGUUUCGAAACGCUGGCCAUCGGCCCGUCUGGAUUGGCUUGUCCGUGCAUGAACCGCUCCAACUCCAGAUGCGAACCGCCCGCAUGUCGCGUGGGUUAGCGCCAUCCCUGCGAGCUUAUGGGGACAAGUGCU